AUGACGAAGACAAGGAGAAUGAACGCAGAAGAUCACCAGACUGAAGAGGAAGAACAUGUUGAAGUUGUAGACGAAACUGAUCUCUCUGAGGCCGUUCGUCUACUCAAGCAGGAGCUGGCCACGAUGAAACAACAACGGCAGAAAGAUGCAAAGGAACUUUCGGCUUUGAGAGCCGAAAACGAGGCGUUGAAAAAUCAAGACCCGUCAUGGAAACCUACCCAGCCUACCAACACUCAAACACAAGGGUCCUACCAGUCCCAUGACAUCCAUAAUUCGGCUCUGCAUGCCUCGGUCGCUGCACCUGAAAAGUUUCAUUCGGCCCUACCGACAGUCGGACGUCCCACCGACUUGGCAACAGUGGGAUCGCACCGACACCCGUUUACACCCUCUAUCAUGCAGUUACCUUUGAUGGAUAACUGGAAGUCCUUACCAAUUGAUAAAUAUGAUGGUACAACGGACCCUGAUGAACAUCUUGAUGUUUUUCUCACGCAGGUAACCUUGAGCACCAAAGAUGAUGCUGCCCUAUGUUGGAUUUUCCCGACGUCCCUCAAAGGCAGAGCCUUGAGCUGGUUCACUCGGUUCCCGUCAAAUUCAAUCGAUUCGUUCAAUACCCUGUCUUCUCAGUUCACUAUCCAGUUUGCAACAAGUCGCCCCCAUAACCUCACCUCUCUGUCGCUGAUCAGCCUUCGGCAAGACAAGAAGGAAUCACUUCGGACCUUUAUGAAUCGCUUCAACAAGGUUGCACUAGAGAUCCGGGAUCUUAAUCCAGCUGUAGCACUCCAUCAUUUGACAACAGCUUUGAAGCCCGGGCCAUUUGUCAAUAGCCUUUGCAAAAAAAACCCUUCAGACAUGAACGAUCUACGGAGGAGAGCUGACAAAUAUAUGCAAAUGGAGGAGCUAGCUGAAUUCCGGAACCAAGCCCGAACCGAAGCCAUGGCAAAAACCGAGAAGACGGCGGAGCAACCAUUUCGGGGACGAAACAAGGAAAUAACACUACGAGACUGUCCCGCGCGCGGGCCGAAGUACUCUCAUUACACACCCCUAAAUGCUAGUAGGGCGGCCGUGCUAGAACAAGCUUUGGCGUCCGAGGUACUGGAAGUUCCGAAAAUAGCCUCCACUCCACCACGCGCUAAUACUAGCAAAUCUUGCAGGUAUCAUCGAAAUCGGGGACACUCUACUGAGGAGUGUGCUACUCUAAAGGAUAAAAUUGAAGAGUUGAUUAAACAGGGACAACUUCAUAAUUUCAUGGAUCGGUCAGGAUCAUCUCGGCCUCGAUCUUCAUAUCAACCCCGACAUCAAGUUCGGCAUAGGCAAGACCAUUCCAAAAGACCUCGGCGUGAACGGAGCAGAUCGCGCGAACAGAAAGACGAACCUACCGUUUCACAUAGGCGUGUCAUUAACACAAUAGUAGGUGGAUUCGUCGGAGGAGGCCCAACCCCUUUAGCCCAAAAGAGACAUCUACGCGCCGUCCGGUCGGUCCAUGCUGUUGACAGACAACCUCCUCGGAGACCACCAGCUAUAACGUUCACCGAUGCCAAUUUCCAGGGCAUUGACCCCGUACAGGAUGACCCAAUGGUGAUUAGUGUCGAGAUUCAUAAUUGCAUAAUCAAGAAAACUUUGGUUGAUCAAGGCAGUUCGGCAGAUAUCCUGUACUGGAACACUUUCAAAUAG
This is a messenger RNA of Cajanus cajan (pigeon pea), 1671 nucleotides long. RefSeq lists its product as uncharacterized. The record is from RefSeq and is a predicted model, not a curated record. Lineage: Eukaryota; Viridiplantae; Streptophyta; Magnoliopsida; Fabales; Fabaceae.